AUGACCGCACGACUACCACAGCUCGUCGAUUGCACAGACACUCUGAACUUCCGAGGCGUGAUCACUGACCAGCACAGACGUAACCUUGUCUUUGACGCUACCCACCUCAGAACCACACUUGGCCGCAACAGCGCUUACUCAUGCAACAUUGUCUACGCUGACAUGAAGUUUUUUUUCGACCUAAUCGUCGUCUUCUAUUCACUGCAGACCGGUGCGUCUAUUGAAACAACCACAGACGGGCCGGGCACCAUAGACGGAGCUCAGCACUAUACACCUCGAGAACCCGUAGCUCUCGCCGUGGAAGCAAAAGCUUCUGCAAGCUUCGCUUAA
Molecule: messenger RNA, 330 nt
Organism: Bipolaris maydis ATCC 48331
Lineage: Eukaryota; Fungi; Ascomycota; Dothideomycetes; Pleosporales; Pleosporaceae
Source: RefSeq, a predicted model, not a curated record